Molecule: messenger RNA, 1456 nt
Organism: Saccostrea cuccullata (small rock oyster)
Lineage: Eukaryota; Metazoa; Mollusca; Bivalvia; Ostreida; Ostreidae
Product: C-type lectin domain family 4 member M-like
Exons: 4
Coding region: 789-1241 (150 amino acids)
Molecular function (GO): signaling receptor activity
Source: RefSeq, a predicted model, not a curated record
UCCAAACACAACAUAUAAAUUCUGAAUUUUAGCAGAUGUUUAAAAUGUUCUAAUUCCCUGAAUGAUUGAAUUUUACAAGCGAUUAUAGAAAAAUGAGGGGUGUGUUUUUGAUAUACCUGCUUUUGUGUAUUUGUGAGACUUUUGAACAUAAGACAUUACCUGAAAAUGACAAGACGGCCGUGUUACCAAGUACAACCACCAGCAAACAAUUAAAAAUUAUACGGGAUAUCUUAAAUCAAGAAAGUUUAUCGCGAUUCUCUAAGAUACAGAAACUUGAGACCUUGGUGAUGGAUGCAAUUGAUAGCAAAAACUUUAGCCAGGCCCUUGAGAAAAGGCUUAGCGAAGUUGUAAAUGAAUUGUCUGAUUUGAAAAUAAACGAUGACAUACGUAUUACAGGAAGAGAACACAAAGCUCAAAGAAAAGAUAAAAGAUCUAUAUUUAAUACUCAGUAAUAAUACAACCGUCGAAAGUGCAAACGUUCAACGCCUUAAUGACUUGGAAAUCUUAUAUCUGAAGAGGAAAACUUCAUUUGUGGAAAAUGAAAUUCAAACGCUAUCAUUACAUAAUUUGUAUAUAAAUAAACGGUUAGUAUUUUUGAUGAAGAGAGAUCUGAACUCUCUUAAAAAUGAAACAAUCGGUCUAAAUGAGAAAUAUGACAAAAUGCUGCAAGAGAACUUUGCUUUUCAAAAUCAAAGUAUAAUGAAUGGAAGAAAAUCCGUCCGUGUAUUCGAGCGUCUUUUGUCGAUGGAAAACGGUUGCGGACUCUUGUGGCAUCUUUUAAUAAAACAAUGGAAAAUUAUCAUCAAAAGGCAACAGAUGUUAAAGCGAAAGAUUUCCGUGUUACAAAUUGUGAAAAGGGUUGGAUCCAGUUUGAGGAAAACUGCUACCUUUUUGUAAGGAUGGAAUACAAUUUUAAAGAUGCGAUGGACUAUUGUAACAAAGCUGCAGCUGGUGCUCACAUCCUUGAAAUAAAAAGUUCACGUGCAGAAAACUGGAUUAAUCUACAGCUUACAAUACGAGGUUUUCAAUAUGCGUGGAUUGGAUUGACAGAUAUACUCAAUGAAGGUAGCUUUGUCCUUAUCUCAACUGGACUUAAACCGGAAUACAAGAACUGGCACAGAAACGAACCCAACAAUGGUGGGAAUGUUGAGCAUUGUGCUGAGAAGUGGAGUACAGGGCUGAAAUGGAACGAUAAACGCUGUGACACCAGACGUCCCUUUGUUUGUGAGCUGGGUCUUUAAAACACUACCUUCUACCUUACCAAUAAGUUUUCUAUUGAUGUGUGUUCUAUACGCAAAAGGACAAAUGCGAAGCAUAAAAAUUCAUAGCAUUAGUAGCAUAUAUUAAACUGUACAUAUAUUCCAGCUGAUAAAAUCGCAAUCAAUAUUACUGUAGAAAAUGACCUACCUUUAUAUUUGUAGGAUAAGCCUUUCAAAUAUUGUCUUAAUUAAACAAA